GGUAACGAUGAUGGUGGAAGAGAGGUUCGGAAAAGGAGAGUCAAGAAAGGGCAACAGCGUUGGGGAGACAUGAGAGAAAGGUUGUGGGGGGAGACUCCAUGUAUCGGCGGUUCAACGCAUCGGUCGACAAUCUGCUCCUAAUGUUUCCACCAUCUUCUAUUGAUCUCCUCACCGGUUCACCACCAUCGAGAUCCCGCCAUUCGAACACCGCCGCCGAAGUAGGAUUCGAUGGAAAAUCCCAGAUGGCCAACAACAGCAAAAGCAAUGACUCCUUCAUUCGGCGAUGGAGAUUUCAUCGAGAAGGUCUAGCAGAACUCGUCAAUUUGCAAUCUAGAGAAGCCAAAGCCGAAAGAAGGAAAGGUACAUAUGCUUCGCCAUCGUCAUCCAUGUCGCACAUCGCCAUCUCCGCCUCUGCCAUCGAGUCACAAUCUUCGUCGCCACCUUCGCCUUGUCCUCUUCGCAUAUUUGUGUUGUUGUUGUUGAAGAAAUGGAAUGAGAAUGAGGUCUGGUGCGGGAUCGGCGUACUCUCACUCCCGAGGCUAAGAUGGAGCCGGUUGGAUGGCGACCUGGUUGGAAGAAGAUGGGGUGGCGGCGGAGGAUAGGAGCAGAGUGAAACGAGCGGUGGGAGGGUGAAAGGAGCACGAAUGUAGUGGUGACUAUGGAGAUUUAGUUUGAUCGAUUAUUGAUCAAUUUAAGUCUAGUUUGGUUUCAUAUAUUACAUUAAAUUGAUCGGUUGGUU
Linum trigynum is the source of this 739-nucleotide messenger RNA. The record is from the annotation of a GenBank genome assembly. NCBI's taxonomy places the organism in Eukaryota, Viridiplantae, Streptophyta, Magnoliopsida, Malpighiales, Linaceae.